Messenger RNA from Struthio camelus australis, 1156 nucleotides. The record is from RefSeq and is a predicted model, not a curated record. NCBI's taxonomy places the organism in Eukaryota, Metazoa, Chordata, Aves, Struthioniformes, Struthionidae.
AUGCCCGGUGCCGUGGAGGAGCUGCGGGGACCCUCCGCUGCCCAAAGCCGGCCGCAAUCCCCUAAGGCAGAGCAGGUCGCGUCGCGGCUCCCCGGCGGGCGGGGCGGCAAGACGGCCUUGCACGUGGCCUGCGAACUGGUGAGACCCGAGUGCUUGCUCCUGCUGCUCGGGCACGGCGCGUCGCCCUGCCUGCACGACUCUUCCGGAAAUACGCCCCUCGACACCCUGCUGCAGCAGAUCGCCCAAACGCCGGCCGUUAAUAUGCGUGCCAAGCUCCUCUGCCUCGACUGCCUCUUCUUCUUCGUGCCUCAAGACCUGCAGUUCCCGAUGAAACAACAGCUGUUGGACAAUCGGCAACGGUGGCAGGACCUCUUAGGGGAGAACCGGUUCCAGUGCCUGGUGGGCUUGGCCCCCCCAUCGCUUUUUGUCAGAGCCAUGCGCGUUUUAAUCAGGACCAUUUCGCCUGAGCAGUUCCCGGAGGCUCUGGACGAUCUGCCUCUGCCGCAUUUUCUAAAGCCUUUGGACUUGAAACUGGAGAGCUAGGGGGUUUGUACCAGAGCCUCCCGCUCACAGGACAGAAAUAGACUAUUGUGCUAAAACUGUAUCGGUACACAGAGCUGCUAAUGCAGCAGCAAAGAGCCUGUUUUAAUUAGAACUGUGUUUUUUAAAGGAAUGGUAUCUGGCACUUUACAAUAUAUUUUAUUUAAAGAUUCUUGUGGUGAGGUGUGGUCAACACUGCAUUUUAUAGAAAAACAUUAUAUGGCAUGUACAAUUGAGGGUGUGUGGGAGAAUGUAUUUGUAAAUGCAUCUAAAUAAACCAGUGGCAGAUAUGAUCAAAAUACAAAUCAAGCAGCUGAAAAAUCUGAAAUGGUAUAUGCCUUGAAAAAGUGUGCAUGUUGGGGGGGGGGUAAUGUAUCUUUUAGUUAGGAUUUCCCUGUUACAUAAGCUUAGCAGUCCUGGAACAGGAUGACUCCUUUUUUACAGCUCUCCUAAUACAUCUUGGCAGGGAGGCAGGUUUUUUUUAAAGGCACAGAUGAAAACUUCCUAAUCUUGUACACAAAACCAAAGAGAAGCCAGAUACUAUUAAAAUCUCCCUAAACAAGCCUGGCAGAGAUAUGCAGCUGAACAAAAUAUAGUUUUAAAUAUGCAUAAAUAA